UAUUUUUCUUUCAAUAAAGCCAGAUAUAAUAUUGAUGUCCAGCCAAGCCUAGGCUAGUGCUGCCAUUGCAGUGCGAAAUGCAAUUGUCUUGGAAGCCAUUUUACCAAAAGUAAUACUGAGGCACUCAAAAUCGAAAUUUCAAGCUCUGGAAACGCUGCAGGAAGUACAAUGAACCCCACUGAGAGCACAGCCAAAAGCACCUCUCCACUCGAGGACACAAAUCAACAACGACUCCCAAUGGGCUCCUGCCCCUUUGCAAUAUCUGAUCCUGUUCAGCAAGCACAAGUCGAAGAGAUCCUGAAGCCGCUGAUACUCACCCAAGAUGUCAUUGAUCGUGUUCGAGACGUCUUUGAAGACGAAAUGAAGCUGGGUCUGGCCAAAAAUCCUCCUAAGCUUUCUUCACUCCAGAUGGAGAACACCUUCCUCCCAGAACUUCCCAAUGGCACUGAAAGUGGAGAAUAUCUUGCCCUGGACCUCGGAGGGACAAACUUCCGUGUCAUUUUAAUGGAACUUAAGGAGGGAACUAUCCAGAGAGAGGAAGUGAAGUACUAUAAAGUGCCGGAGGAGGUGCGGCUGGGACCCGGAGAGCAGCUCUUCGAUUUCCUUGCCGAUUGCAUCAAGGACUUCCUCGAGAAGAAGCAUUACACUGGCGAAAAACUCACCCUAGGGUUUUGCUUCUCGUUCCCAAUGCACCAGAAGGCAUUGAAUGUGGGGAUUUUGGUGCACUGGACCAAGUCGUUCAACUGUCCUGGAGUCGUUGGGAAGGAUGCAGUGAAGAUGCUCAACGAUGCCAUCCACCGAAGAUGCGGACAUGCCAUUGACGUCGUCGCCGUCCUCAAUGACACCACAGGUACAAUUGUGAAGGGUGCAUAUGUGGACCAUGAAACUGCAAUUGGUCUCAUCCUGGGCACUGGUAGCAAUGCCUGCUACCUGGAACGAGUAAGCCGAAUUGAAAAGUGGGAAGGCCAACAUGAUGCAGAAGAGGUGGUGAUUGACAUUGAAUUUGGAGCUUUUGGAGACAACGGUGUGCUGGACUUCAUGAAAACAGACUUUGAUCGAGAAAUUAACAGAAAUUCCCUUCUCGUUGGUUCUUUCACUUACGAGAAGUACUUUGCAGGGAAGUACCUUGGUGAGAUUGCCAGGCUGAUUCUAGUCAAAUUGGUGGAUGAAGAACUUUUAUUCAAAGGGAAAUGCACAGAGAAACUCAGGACAGUGGGCUCGUUCACCAGCCAAUACGUCUCACACAUUGAAAAGGACUCGAUGGAAUUGAGCACCGAGGAGACUGAGAAAAUCCUGGGUGAAUUUGGUCUCAGCUACACACAAGACGACCUCAAGAUAAUCAAAUAUGUCUGUGCAGUCAUCUCAGAACGAGCUGCCAACCUUGUAUCCAUAUGUUUGGCCCAUCUGCUGUGCCGGAUGGACAAGCCCCACUGCACGAUCGCUGUGGAUGGAUCCCUUUUCGAAGAGCAUCCCCGUCUCAGGACCCUCAUGGAAGCGAAGAUCUCUGCAUGGGCUCCCGGCAAACAAUUCAAGUUCCUGAUGGUGGAGGAUGGAAGUGGAAAAGGUGCGGCACUGAUCGCGGCCAUAGCCACCCGCCUGAGAGCCCAUUCCAAGGCAAUAAUCAGUGGUGAAUGCUAAACCAGUUCAAGGGUCAUUCCUAUCAAAAUGUCAUUUGCAUGUUUUACAAAAGCGCACACUAUAUCAGGUAUAUGUGGUUAAUUAUUUUGAAUUUUAAAGUUAUUUAUAGAAUUAUUUUUUGCAGUUAUUUGGUUUGAACUUUUUGAGUAUACCUCUUUCCUCCGUAUUCCAUGGGGACAUGUGUUGGGAAUUCAUUGAUUGCUCAUCGCCGUUAUGCUUCAUUUGAUUCUCAUGAUUGCUAGUAUAUUUGCUUCUGGAAAUCAUUUGUAUGAACUAGCAGGGCGCAUACAACCAAUCGGGCAUCUCUUUCAUGUUAUCCUUUGCUCAGGUGAAGAAUAAAGCCA
Messenger RNA from Darwinula stevensoni, 1982 nucleotides. NCBI's taxonomy places the organism in Eukaryota, Metazoa, Arthropoda, Ostracoda, Podocopida, Darwinulidae. The record is from the annotation of a GenBank genome assembly.